Danaus plexippus (monarch butterfly) is the source of this 1697-nucleotide messenger RNA. Its product is annotated as sorting nexin-4-like. Gene Ontology annotation, molecular function: phosphatidylinositol binding. The coding region runs from base 83 to 1342 and encodes 419 amino acids. Lineage: Eukaryota; Metazoa; Arthropoda; Insecta; Lepidoptera; Nymphalidae. Gene Ontology annotation, biological process: protein transport. The record is from RefSeq and is a predicted model, not a curated record. The transcript is spliced from 10 exons.
UUAUAUUAUAGAAUAAACAGUCACUGUUCUUAGAUUUUAAAAUUCAAUUCUAAAUUCUUUAGUUUAAAAAAUAUCAUAUAAAAUGUCGGCAGAUAGCUCGCCGAUAAAAUCUUCAAGAUCUCUGAAUAAAAUUGAAACAGUGGAAGACUUUGAAAAUCAAGACACAUUGUUAAAACAUGUUGAUAUAUCGAUUGUGGAGUCUGAGAAGCGAGCUAACGGCACCUUGCAUGUGCGAGAUCAUUACACUGUAUAUUUAAUCGAUCUCAAAGUUACAGAUCCUGAAUACAAUAUAGUGCAAUCAAAAAUCAGUACUAUAUGGAGAAGAUACACCGAGUUCGAGCAAAUUCAUGACUAUUUACAGGUUACAUAUCCACAUGUAGUAAUUCCACCUCUGCCAGAAAAAAGGGUGUUGUAUGCAUGGAGGAAAUCAGAUACAACAGAUCCCGAGUUUGUUGAGAGAAGGCGGGCUGCACUGGAGAAUUUCUUACUAAGAGUGGCCUCGCACCCCAGACUGUGUUUUGACGAUCAGUUUAUCAAUUUCCUUCAACAGGAACAUGGAUGGAGAGAAACUAUCACGGACAGUGGAUAUCUCUUACAAGCGGAGAACAAAUUAAAAUCAUUAUCAGUAUCCAUAAGACUGAAGAAGCCGGAUCCAGAGAUAGAGAGUGUUAAAAAUUAUGGGAAACAACUUGAAACUAAUUUAGGAAAUUUUCUAUACACAAGAUCAAAAAUUAUAGAAAAAAAUUACGCCCUAUGUAAGCUACAUGCUAACUAUGGCAAACUGUUCAGUGAGUGGAGUGUUAUAGAGAAAGAGAUGGGCGAUGGAUUACAAAAGGCUGGACAUUAUUUUGAUUCAAUAGCGGAUUCCAUAGACUCAGUGGCGGAAGACGAAGAGCAAUUAGCAGAUCAGCUUAAAGAGUAUUUGUUCUACGCUGCAGCGCUGCAGCAACUGUGCGCUAACCAUGAAGCGCUGCAGCGGGCGCUGGAAAACGCCCAGGACGCUCUCAAUAACAGGAUAUCUGAGCGUGGUCGUGCGGCUGCCGGCAAGUCUGGCAUCAUGUCUCGCUUGUUCGGUACCACCGAACCCGACAUAGUACGCGACCACGCCACGAGAGCCCUCGACCACAAGAUACACACAGACAGAGACAAUAUCGACAGAGCCAAGAGAGAUCUUGAAGAAUUUACCAAAAAGGCUAUGGUUGAGAUUGAAUACUUCCAAAAACAAAAAGAUAAAGACUUGCACGAGUCGCUUGUUGCCUUCAUAACACUACAAGUAAAAGCAGCGAAAAAGAAUUUGCAGGCAUGGACGCAAAUCCGUGAAUGCAUUCAAAACAUGCCAUGAACACAAACCCACCGGCGGCACCUUAUUUAUAUGAGCACUUUUGUAUCAAGCAACGGAAAUAUAAGUUCAAUUGUCUAAGUAGUUUCGAAGACCAAAAUUUAUAUUAUUUGAGCUUUAAAUUCAUAACAGAGAUGGCGUUGUUAAUGUAUUUAGAAAUGUUCGCGUAUUUAAUUCAGUCAUAUUCAUUAAGCUAAGCGACCUCUAUAGGAAACAUUGUACAGUUUUUGAAUCAUAUUUUCACUUAAUUAUACAUAAUGUAAAUAUUUAUUCGUCGGUUUUUUUUUAAUGUUAAAUUCCAUCAAUACCUUUUAUAUAUUAGAAUUCGUAAUGUAUACAAAUAUAUAAUAUAACAACA